AAUGCAUCACGUGGGACGCCUCCAGGCAUGACAGUUUGGUUGAUUCAGGCUCCAAGGUUGAAUGAUCGACGCUUUCAUCCGGCUGUUUUCGGGAUUUAAUUGGCAGAUUGCCUAUUCCAGUCUCGGCCUAGACUCGGGCUCGUGACCCGUUACCGUUCGAAACGGGCUUGACCGCCUGCCGCAUGGGCACUCCGCCUUUCCAACUGCAUCCACUUGGCAUCAGUGUUGUUUCUGUUACUUCGAUUAUUGACAGUAUCUUGGUUCCUGACAACUCGGUCGAUACUCUGUUCUCAGGCAAAAGCCUAUAGCUUGAAUCUUUAUUCCCUCGAUCGCCUUCUUCUAUCGGCCUGUUGGAGGAGAAUGUGCCCCGAUAUCAACUCGCUGUCCCCGUCGCGUUCCUCUUCUGCCUCCCCGCGUCAAGUACGGAAUCUCCCCACUUCUUCUGACAGCCAGCAGCAUUCUUCAUCCGGGUUCUCCCCUGCAUCGGCCACCAUGAGUAAUAACAACAACAAUAAUAAUCAGAACAGCCAUCACCAUACCCCGGAGGUCCCUCGUCGGUCAUCCCGCAGCUCUCGUGCGGGCGUGCCGGGCUCAGAGCGCCGCCGGUCCGCUGCCGGUGCCAACUUUAACCUGAAUAAUAAUGAGCCGACUGGAGACUCCAUGGCCCCGUCCGACCACCGCUCCUCGCUAGGUCCUCAUGGGCUUCGGACGUCUAGCCCAUCGAGCCUCGGAGGCAGCCCGAUUAUUGCGACCGGGGACCCGCAUCACCAACGUGCCCCCUCGUUGGGUGAGCUGCAUCAAGAACUGGAGCAGGAACAAGAAGCCCAAGUGAACCGACUCUUGCAUAUGAUCCGAACCCAACAAACUCAACUGCAGCAAUUACAGCAGCAGCAACAACAACAGCAGGGUUCCCAGGGCACGGCCAUCGACGAUUCGGACCGCUCUGCGUUUCCUACUAUCCCACCCGUCUCGGCUAGCGGCAGUCGAACAUCAACUCAAUUUCCCUCAUCGCUGUCCAGCCGCCGACCCUCACGGCCGUCGAGCCAGGCGGCGUCGCCUAGUCUCCGACCGCUGUCCGAUGCACCCCGCGGGCCGGAGGGGCCAGAGUGGAUCGCGGGCACCAUUGAGAGCCCGGCACGACGGAGCAGCCGCGACGAAGGUGCGUUCUACCAGGCCGAAGCCACAAUGCUUGCGAGAGAGAACCAAAUUUUGCGACAGCGCAUCCGGGACUUAGAGGACAAAGAACGCCAGGUGAGUGAGUUGACCACAUCGCCCACUGGAGGUGGUGUGCGGUCGGGCGAGAUCGCCGCAGCUCCUGCCACAGAAGGCGGCACGACUGCCGAUCCCCAUGCAACUGUUGGAGUCAGAUCGACCAGUGAGCCCACGGAUAAGACCUGA
This is a messenger RNA of Aspergillus nomiae NRRL 13137, 1398 nucleotides long. RefSeq lists its product as uncharacterized. NCBI's taxonomy places the organism in Eukaryota, Fungi, Ascomycota, Eurotiomycetes, Eurotiales, Aspergillaceae. The record is from RefSeq and is a predicted model, not a curated record. The transcript has 3 exons. The annotation marks the transcript as partial.